This is a messenger RNA of Lottia gigantea (owl limpet), 564 nucleotides long. RefSeq lists its product as hypothetical. The record is from RefSeq and is a predicted model, not a curated record. Lineage: Eukaryota; Metazoa; Mollusca; Gastropoda; Lottiidae. The transcript is spliced from 4 exons. Gene Ontology annotation, cellular component: plasma membrane. Gene Ontology annotation, molecular function: calcium channel regulator activity; GTP binding; GTPase activity. The coding region runs from base 1 to 564 and encodes 187 amino acids.
AUGACCCCGAAUCUCAACUACGCUGAUAAUGAAUGUGAACCAGAAACCAUAGUAUCAGUUCUAUUAGAUGGCGAAGAGGCAAUGGUGGAAUUUCUUGAAGAUCCGAAAAUAGAUAAUUAUGAUGAUUUACAAUAUGAUGCCUUUAUGGUGGUAUUUUCUCUGAUUGAACCAAGUUCCUUUGAAACAGCCACCAGCUUAAUUCGACAUCUUCGUGUUACGAUGGGUCUUGAUAGAACAAUCAUGCUAGUUGCCAAUAAGACUGACUUAGCCAGACAACGGCGUGUUAAUUCUAAUGAGGCAAGAACAAUAGCUAUGAAGUAUGACUGUGUAUUUCUGGAAACAGCAGGUGCUAUCAAUCACUAUGUUGAUGAAUUAUUAGUUGGAACAUUAAAACAAAUCAGGAUGAAAUUAAGUCCACCAUCGUGCGGUUUAUUGGGAACAUCAGAUGAUAUCAAUCUUAACAAACAAUCCUCUCCUAAACGAGCUCUCAACUUCCUGUGUAAAUUAUUUAAACGCACCAAUGGACGCAAAGCUCAAUCGUGUGAUAAUCUACUGGUGUUUUAG